This is a messenger RNA of Ictalurus punctatus (channel catfish), 5345 nucleotides long. It is a transcript of the gene megf6, whose product is annotated as multiple EGF like domains 6. The record is from RefSeq and is a predicted model, not a curated record. Gene Ontology annotation, molecular function: calcium ion binding; protein binding. The transcript is spliced from 28 exons. The coding region runs from base 223 to 3858 and encodes 1211 amino acids. Lineage: Eukaryota; Metazoa; Chordata; Actinopteri; Siluriformes; Ictaluridae.
CACUAGAGGGACGGAGCUGCAACUCAGUGUAGUCGGGCUCCACAGAAAAGGAGCGUGGUGCGUGCGUGCGUGUGUGACUGAUCGGUUCGUGUGUGUGUGUGUGAACAGCGUGCGCGCGCGUGUGUGUGUGCGUGUGUGUGUGUGUGUUUGUGUGUUCGUGUAUCUCUCUCUCACUCGGAUGUUUAGCAUGCAGCAGUUUGCGGUGUAACAUUUCCACUGUGGAUGGAGCAGAAGCAGGAGAUGAAACAGGAGCAGGAGAUGAAGUUCACCCGGAGUCACACUUCAACCCGUAAAGUGUUUUCUUGCUCCCACUGGAAGAGCAGCAUGUCGGUGUUGGUUGCUGCACUGAUGUUGUGUGUGUGUUUUCCGCACAUCGCCUCAUCCACACAGCUGGAGCCUGACAUGCCGAAUGUGUGCGAGGAGCAGGAGGUACAGAUGAUGGGUGUUGCACAGCCGUGUGUUCAGGCCUUCACACGCAUGGUGAAGGUGUGGAAACAGGGCUGUUCUCCCCAACGAUGGUGCAUGGGCUAUGAAAGGAGGACAGCCUACUUUACAGCCUACAGGCAGGUGUACAGCAUGGAGCUGCAGACCGUUUAUAAAUGUUGUCCAGGGUGGACACAGAGAGGAGACGAGAGAGGAUGCUUACACAGACUGUGUUCUGCGGAUACCUGCUUUAACGGAGGCAGGUGUGCACACACAGGGGAUGAAGUGUGCGAGUGUCCAGGUGGUUUCCAGGGAACACGUUGUCAGUAUGAUGUGAACGAGUGUGAGAACUCAAACGGAGGAUGUGAGGGAACAUGCUGCAACACCAUCGGCAGUUUCUACUGUAAAUGCCCUGAGGGCAGCACACUCGGACUGGACGGCAGAACUUGCCAGGAUAUAGAUGAGUGUGAGGAAAUGAACGGCGGCUGUCAGCAGAACUGUGUCAAUACACUCGGCUCGUACUACUGCGAAUGCAGCGAGGGUUUCCGCAUGCACGCGGAUGCUCGCACAUGUAUUGCUGUGAAGUCUUGUGCGGUAAAAAAUGGAGGUUGUGAGCACAAGUGCCUGGACAUUGGGGAUGAACACUAUAGGUGUGAAUGUCCUCCUCAGUACCGGCUCAAGAGCGAUGGCAAACACUGCGAGUUGAAGGACCCAUGUUUGAAUGGUAAUGGUGGAUGUGCCCAGGUAUGCAUUAAUGAUAAUGGAAUCCCAGAAUGCAGCUGCAGACCAGGAUACACACUCACUACAGACCGCAAGAGAUGCGACGACGUGGAUGAGUGUGUAUCCGGCUGGACCGGGUGUGCUCAUGCCUGCGUGAACACUCCGGGCUCCUUCAGGUGUGUGUGUAACCCUGGAUUUGAGCUUGGUGUGGAUGGGAAGCAAUGCUAUCGUAUUGAGAUGGAGAUAGUGAACGGCUGUGAGAAGGAUAACGGAGGCUGCGCACACCAGUGUGAACACACCAACAUCGGCCCUGUCUGCUCCUGUAACCGCGGAUAUGAGCUCGCUGAUGACCUCAGGAUGUGUAUAGACACUGAUGAGUGUGAAACUGAAGAGUCAUGCUGUCUGCACGACUGUAAGAACUACGCAGGAGGGUACGAGUGUAGCUGCAAGCCCGGGUACACACUCGGCGUAGACGGCUGCUCGUGUAAUGACGUUAACGAGUGUUCGCUCGAGACAUCAGGCUGUAAUCACUACUGCAUCAAUAUGCCCGGGUCCUACGAGUGUUUCUGCAGGGAGGGCUUCCGGCUGGACCACAACCAACACACCUGUAUACCUCUUUAUGAGAGUCGUCUUGAACCUGAAGAAGAGGAUGAGCCAGGGGGCGAUGAAGAAGAACUAGAAGUGCUCCGUCUUCCUGACCUGCUGUUCAGACGACCCCCUCAGCUCCUGCAAUACACCGCCGCACUACACUCACCUUACGACGCUGAAGACACACACACAUCCUACUCGGGACACACACGCAGCCGAGAACAGAGAGGAGAACUAACCGUGAUUAGCACGAUCAUGUGUGUAGCAGGCUCAUUUGGUGAAGACUGCAGUGUUAGCUGUGAGGACUGCACUAACGGCGGUGUGUGUGGAGAGGAACGAGAUCGCUGUGUUUGUACACCUGGCUGGACCGGUAUCACCUGCAACCAGACAUGUGUGGAUGGGACGUAUGGUGUGGGCUGUAACAGUGUGUGUGCAUGUCAGAACGGUGGACGCUGUGAUCCAGUAAGCGGAAAGUGUCUCUGCCCUCCUGGAGUCCAAGGCCUGCACUGUGAAGAUGGAUGUCCUCAGGGUUUUUUCGGGAAGUUCUGUCGGAGAAGAUGUCACUGCCCCAAUAAUGGACGCUGUCACCGCGUGUACGGAGGCUGUUUCUGUGCGGCUGGACGAUAUGGAAAAUUUUGCCAUCUGUCGUGUCCCAGGUGGACGUACGGCAGUGGAUGUUCGCACGACUGUGACUGUGUUCAGGAGAAUUCGCUCAGAUGUGAUGCUCAAAACGGGUCGUGUAUCUGCAAACUUGGUUACCAUGGCGACCGCUGCCAGGCAGGAUGUGAUGCUGGUUUUUACGGCACUGAUUGCCACCAACGCUGCGACUGUCCUGACGGGGCGUCAUGUGACCCAAAAACGGGAAAAUGCCCAGAAGAGUGCCCUCCUGGAUUUCAUGGAGAGGAAUGCCAACUGGGGUGUCCCGAGCGGCGGUACGGGCCGCAGUGUGAGGGAGUGUGCGAGUGUGUGAAUGGAGUCUGUGAUCAUGUCAGUGGAGCCUGCAACUGCACGUCAGGCUGGACUGGAACACACUGUGAAAAGGUGUGCGUACAGGGCCGGUAUGGACCGAACUGUUCCCGUGUGUGUGCGUGUUCCGGACAUCAGCAGCUCUGUCACCAUGUCACAGGCAGAUGCACCUGCCCACCUGGUUACUACGGCAACCACUGUCAACUCAAAUGCCGAGAAGGAACGUUCGGUCCUGACUGCAAAAAGAGAUGCAGGUGUGUCAAUGGGGGACGGUGUGACUUCAAGACUGGAACGUGCCUCUGUCCUCCAGGUUAUUUGGGAGCCAACUGCAGCACUAGUUGUCCAGCAGGGAGCUAUGGUAAAGACUGUGCUAAAGUGUGCGAGUGCGGCGAGGGAGGACGGUGCCACCCGGUGACCGGGAGGUGUAACUGCACGUCUGGGAGAAUGGGUCAUUCCUGCCAAGAAGUGUGUCCUAGGGGGCGCUAUGGAGCUCAGUGUCGUGGUGUGUGCACGUGUGUAAACGGAGGUGUGUGCGACCCCGUUGACGGAACAUGCAGAUGUGGACUAGGCAACACCGGCACACACUGCCAGGAAGUGUGUCUCCCAGGCUGGUACGGAGCUAACUGCGAACAGGAGUGUGUGUGUCAGAAUAAUGGCACAUGUGACCGCAUUACAGGCUCCUGCUCCUGUGCACACGGAUACUACGGCCCCGCCUGCCAACACCAAUGCCCUGCUGGGUUUUUCGGCGCGCUCUGCUCAUAUCACUGCAACUGCACUGACGCUGGAACGUGCGAUCACGUGACGGGACACUGCACGUGUCCUCCAGGCUACACCGGCGAGCGCUGUGAGAAACGUUGUGCAGUGGGCACUUUUGGUGUGGGGUGUGUACACCAGUGUAAGUGUGUAGAUGGUGUCCCUUGUGAUCCAGUUACAGGCCGAUGCCUUUGUCCCCCAGGAAGGACAGGGGAGUACUGCGAUAAAGAGUGUGUGAGUGGGUCAUUUGGACCUCAGUGUUCUCUACAGUGUCACUGCGCUCAUGGAGGUCAGUGUGACCAGCGAAACGGACGCUGUGCGUGUUCAUUCCCCUGGCAUGGACCAACUUGUCAGGAUGAGUUUAGUUUGGCUGUCUCUCUCCCACCAAAGAGACGGAGAGGCUUGUAACACAACGCUCUUCUACGGCUGCCGGAAAAACACACACCCACUUAUUGCACAUUAAUGGACACUUUAGACUUUGUGUGUGUGUGUGUGUGUGUGUGUGUGUGUGUGUGUGUGUGUGUGUUCUGUGGUGUACGACUCUGCAACCACUCUGUUCAUCAGUUGUGUGUAUGAAUGUGAAAUUGAAUGUGAUUCAGCCAUGCACUAGCUUCAGACCAGGAAGAUAAUAUAUGUGCAUUUUAUAUGUGCACACGUGUGGAAAUGUGUGUGCAUACAUUUUAAGGGAUCCUGUUCUUUUAAACCGUAGUAAUCAAAACGUGCAUCAGCCCGUACAGCCACAAGAUCCAUGCAGUUUUACAUUUUACAAGCCACACGCACACACACACACACACACACACACACACAUGCAACCUCGGCCUUUCACUAAAUCCAAACACAAAUGCAAUAUAAAAAAAUUUUAAAAAUGAAAAAAAAAAAAACCCACUCACACUGUCACAAGAAGGUGCUGCACAGGUACAUUUCUGUUCCCUGAAGUACAAACAACGUAAGUACCUGUUUAAAGGUACACUAAUGGUUCCGUUACGUUGUUCCUCUACAACUGCUCCUCUGAGUGAAGCCAUAAAAGACGUAACCCUUGAGAGUACCACCACGCGGAUGAACAUUUAUCCCUUAACACCCUAGUUUAACAUAUAGAACGUAUUACCGAAUGUUUUAAAUGAUAGUAACGAUUCUAAUAGAAGCAGGACUUUAUACUGUCGAGCUCAAGCCCGAGGGCUAAAAUGAAUCCGAUCCAUGUUUAAUCAGUUAGCAGAACGAAUGCACAUUUGGUCAGUAGAUCUCAAACAAUAAAGCAAACGAAGUGCUAGUAGACGUUAAAACAAUUCUCGGUUGUGGAAGAGUGUGUGGAAGGGCGAUUAUUGUUUUUCCUAUCAUGUACAGCAAAAGGUAUUUUGUUCUAGAAAAUGUGUGUGUGUGUGAGAUUGAAGAUAAAUUAGCAGUAUUAAGUAUCAGAAAUGUGUAUUUGUGUUUGAAACGAUGAUUGUGGCAGCGUCCAGUCGCGCCGCAGUGAACGGCUUUCAGGCUCUUUAUGUAUUUCCUGUGAUGUGAUUCCUGAGACAAGCGCGGCUGAUAUCCAGUUACUCGGCACGUUGUCUGAGUGACGUUGUGUAAAUUGUUAAAAGCGAGCUGUCCGGUUCAGUCCGAUUGCUGUAAACGAAGCCUCCGCUUACACGCCAAACAGCUCUAAUCCGUAAGCCUACAAAUGGCCCGUCCUCGUACUGUACUUUCAACAGGAGAGUGUAAAAAAUGAGAUGUGAAAGACGGACGUACUUUGUCUCCUGUAAUACUCGUGUUUACUUUUAAUUAAUCUCAAGCAGUCAGGAAACACAAAUACUGUCCCGUUGAUCAAACCUCUCGGUGAAUGAAAUGGUGCUACGGUGAAGAAUUAUGAGGUUUGAAUUAAAUACUGUGUUUUUUUUUCCUUCUCCCUUUAA